AUGAGUAUGGAAAAAUGGGAAACUACACUUAGAGUGAACAAUGGACCAGCAGAAGAGAUCGGAAGCGUUAAAGUCAAAAAAGGCAUUUUUCAAGGAGACUCCCUGAGUGCAUUAUGGUUCUGUCUGUCGCUUAACCCAAUGUCCCGCAGACUCAAUAAAAUGCAAGGGAUAAAAAUACAAGAACAGAACGUAACACAUCUUCUUUACAUGGAUGACCUAAAAUUAUACGCAGAAUCAAAAACCAAACUUGAUAAAUUAAUAGGAUGUGUCGAAACAAUAAGCACAGAUUUAAGAAUGAAUUUUGGAAUUGAUAAAUGUAAAAUAAAUGCCAUGAAAAACGGCAAGUGGGAACAAAUAGAAACAUAUCAAACCAGACAAAACGAGGAAAUAAGCAGUAUGGAAGAGCAAGAAUUGUACAAAUACUUCUAUAUACAAGCAAGAGGUAUAGACCGCAAUACGUCUAAGACGCAAAUUAUGAAAAAGUUUGAACAACGCCUGAAUCGAAUUUUGAGAACAGAAUUGUGGGCAAAAAACAAAUUCAAAGCCAUUAAUUCUUUUGCAAUCCCUGUGUUAACUUACAGCUUUGGAAUAAUUAAAUGGACUAAUACAGAACUACAAGACCUUGACAGAAGAAUUAGAACAGCUCUAACCAAACACAGAGUGCACCACCCCAGAAGUGAAAUAGAAAGGCUGUACAUCCCCAGGUCCAAAGGUGGCAGAGGGCUAACAUCGAUCACCAAUCUACAUUACCGCCAAAUUAAACAUCUAAGGGAGUAUUUUUAUAUGAAAGCACGUGACACAACAUUAAUCAGAAACGCCAUAAAAUUAGAUACUAACAUAACACCGCUGUAUCUGCACAACUAUGUAUACGACACAGAAGCAAACAUCACGACCAUAGACAAUUACAUGAAUAACUGGAAAAGAAAACCUCUCCAUGGUAAACAUCCGCAGAUCAUGGAGCAAGAACAUAUUGACAGCAAUGCAUCAUACAAGUGGUUACAACUAGGAUAUAUAUACUCAGAGUCAGAAGGAUUUUUGAUAGCAAUCCAAGACCAAGUUGUAAAUACUAAAUAUUAUAGAAAACAUAUAAUAGGAGAUCAAAGAAUAGAUGAUAAAUGCAGAUUAUGUGGUGUGCAGUCAGAAACUAUUGACCAUAUAGUAAGCGGAUGUACUGUUAUGGCAGCCACCGAAUACACUACAAGGCAUAACAACGUAGCCAAAAUUAUACAUCAAGAAGUAUGCAAAGAAGAAGGAAUUGCGACAGACAAAGUCCCAUAUUACAAGUACAGCCCUCAGAAUGUGAUAGAAACAGAAACAACGAAGAUAUACUGGAAUUGGCAAAUAAUAACUGACAGACCAAUACAACACAAUAUUCCCGACAUUGUUCUACAGCGAAAAGAUCAACGCAUUACAUACCUAAUAGAAAUAUCCAUCCCUAACGUGACAAACCUGGAAAAGAAAAACAGAGAAAAAAUAACAAAAUACUUACCAUUAGCAGCAGAAGUCCGAGAAAUGUGGCAACAAGAUCAAACGAUUAUAGUCCCGAUCAUUCUUGGAGCAACUGGAGAAAUUCCAAAAAAUCUUGGACCGAACUUAAAAUCCAUCAACCUGAAAGAAAACAUUAUAAAUAAAUUACAAAAAUCUGUCAUCAUAGAUACCUGUAGCCUUUGUAGAAAGACGCUCUCUACUUACCAGGACAUUUAA
Molecule: messenger RNA, 1704 nt
Organism: Anoplophora glabripennis (Asian longhorned beetle)
Lineage: Eukaryota; Metazoa; Arthropoda; Insecta; Coleoptera; Cerambycidae
Exons: 1
Coding region: 1-1704 (567 amino acids)
Source: RefSeq, a predicted model, not a curated record